Molecule: messenger RNA, 1035 nt
Organism: Colletotrichum tamarilloi
Lineage: Eukaryota; Fungi; Ascomycota; Sordariomycetes; Glomerellales; Glomerellaceae
Exons: 3
Coding region: 1-1035 (344 amino acids)
Source: RefSeq, a predicted model, not a curated record
AUGGCUGAUAUCGCGUUCGCAACUCCAUCCCCUUUGGCAAAGCUCAGCUUCACGCCCAUCAUCAAGGACAACCUGAAUCCAGCUACCCCAGCCAAACCCGAAACAUUCAACCCGGACAAGCAUCUUGCAUUCGUCAACGAUCCCAAGAAGUUGUCUCUCAAAGAUGUUUCUCUGCCCGAGGAUAUUGGAAUCUCUCAAGUGGCCUGCUCGGAGCCGUUCCCUCUCUUUACUGAAGAGGCCAUCCAGUACAUGAGACGAGAGAUCUUCACGACCGAGGUCUGGGAGAACUGCCUUCACAGCACCAGGUUCGCGCCCUGUCAGUUGCGUGGCCACUGCCCAAAGUACGCGCCGUUCAUGAACCAAGCCUGGAACGAUCCGAAGACUUUGUCUGUCAUUUCCCAAGUCGCUGGGGUGGAUCUCAUCCCCAACAUCCAGUACGAAGUUGGCAACAUCAACAUCUCCGUACAGAGCAAGACCGGCGACCAGGAAAACACCCAGAUGAAUGCUGGGGACAACACCUCCGUUACAAAAUGGCAUUACGAUGCUUUUCCUUUCGUGUGUGUUGUCAUGAUGAGUGAUGCGACGAACAUGGUAGGUGGGGAGACAGCUAUCAAGACGGGAACGGGCGAAAUUCUCAAGGUCAGGGGCCCGCAGAUGGGAUCUGCAGUCAUUCUUCAAGGCAGAUAUGUCGAACAUCAAGCACUCGCAGCCAUCGGUGGUGCCGAGCGUAUCACAAUGAUCACAUCUUUCCGUCCCCGAAAUCCUUGUACGAAGGACGACUCAGUCCUCACAUCCAUUCGACCAAUUUCUGAGCACUCGGAGCUUUACUACCAAUGGGCCAAGUACAGGGUUGAGGUGGUGCAGGAGCGGCUCCAGGCAUUCCUCAGGACUCUGGUAGAAGACCACGCAGGAGACCAGCCGACGGAUGUCGGAAGAAUCAAGGAAUUCUUAGUCCAACAACGGGACUAUAUUGCAAUUACUGAUGAGGAAAUCGUGGAAACGCGAGGACCACACCUUGCCUGGGAGGGAAGUUGA